This is a messenger RNA of Knipowitschia caucasica, 285 nucleotides long. Lineage: Eukaryota; Metazoa; Chordata; Actinopteri; Gobiiformes; Gobiidae. The record is from the annotation of a GenBank genome assembly.
AUGAAAGGCCAUGGUUUACUUACAAUAGCGUUUUACUUUUUACGAUUUCCGGCCGACGUAGAGUCAAACUUCACAGAGGAAAACACAACAAGCACAACGACGCCACUUACCCGACUGCAGCGCUGUCCUGCUGGCGUUUGCUCUGGGCCAAUCAGAGCCGAGGCCGCCUGUGCUCAGAAUCGGCGGGAUGGACGAAUGUGUCCCCGUGUCCCGGGACAAGUCUGCACCGUGAUCACUGACCAGGAGCCGCAGUCCGGUGCACACCCACGGACCAGAACCUGCUGA